Molecule: messenger RNA, 1983 nt
Organism: Aureobasidium melanogenum CBS 110374
Lineage: Eukaryota; Fungi; Ascomycota; Dothideomycetes; Dothideales; Saccotheciaceae
Product: glycyl-tRNA synthetase
Exons: 4
Coding region: 1-1983 (660 amino acids)
Biological process (GO): mitochondrial glycyl-tRNA aminoacylation
Cellular component (GO): mitochondrion; cytoplasm
Molecular function (GO): glycine-tRNA ligase activity; ATP binding
Source: RefSeq, a predicted model, not a curated record
AUGUCGACCGACUACGUUACCCAAAAGGGCCAGCCCUUUGACAGAGCUGCCUUUGAGUCACUUUUGCGCCGUAAGGUCUUCUUGUGGCAGAGUUUCGAGCCUUAUGGCUCAGUCAAGGGUCUUUUCGAUUAUGGCCCUCCGCUUGAGCAGCUUGAGAGUCAGGUUAUCCAGAUCUGGCGUGAUCACUUCAUUCGCUCUGAGAAGAUGAUGGCUCUCAAGUGUUCUAUGCUUACUCCUUUUGAAGUUUUGAAGACUUCUGGUCACGUUGACCGUUUUGCCGACUACAUGUGCAAGGACCCCAAGACUGGUGAAAUUCUUCGUUCAGACCAUUUGAUUGCUGAUGUGCUUGAGGCUCGUCUCAAGUCUGACAAGGAGGCUCGUGGCGAGAAGGUCGAGGAGAAGGAAGAGGACCCCAAGAAGAAGAAGAAGCAAGCAAAGGCUGCCAAGGGUGCCGUCAAGCUCGACGAUGCUGUUCGCCAGGAGUACGAGCACGUUCUUGCCAUGCUCGAUGACUACACUGGUGAGGGUAUGGGUGAGUUGAUCAAGAAGUACGACAUCCGCAACCCCUCUUCCGGCAACGAGGUUGAGCCUCCUGUGUCGGUCAACCUCAUGUUCCAAACUCAGAUCGGUGCUUCUUCCAACUCUCCCGCUUUCCUCAGACCCGAGACUGCUCAGGGUCAAUUCCUUUCUUUCCAGAAGCUCCUCGAGUACAGCGAUGGCCAGCUUCCUUUCGCCUCUGCUUCCAUCGGUUACUCUUUCAGAAACGAGCUUUCUCCUCGCGCUGGUCUUCUCCGUGUCAGAGAAUUCUUGAUGGCCGAGAUUGAGCACUUUGUCGACCCCGAGGGCGGAAAGGCUCACCCCAAGUUCCACACCGUUGCUGAUGUCAAGCUUCCUCUCCUCGACCGCAACACUCAAACCUCCGGCAGCACCAAGCCCACUAUGGUCGCAAUUGGUGAGGCUGUCGAGACCAAGCUGGUCGACAACGAGACCCUCGGUUACUUCCUUGUUCGCAUCUACCAAUUCAUGCAAAAGAUUGGUAUCGACAUGAACAAGCUCCGCUUCCGUCAGCACAUGGCCAACGAGAUGGCUCACUACGCUUCUGACUGUUGGGAUUGUGAGUUGCUCAACAGCUACGGCUGGACCGAGUGUGUUGGCUGUGCCGACCGUUCUGCCUACGAUUUGUCUGUUCACGAGAAGGCUACUGGCACUGUCCUCCGUGCUCGUGAGCAACUCAAGAACCCCGAGACUAUCGAGGAGUGGGUUCCUGUUAUUGACAAGAAGAAGGCUGGUCCCAAGUUCAAGAAGGAUGCCAAGGCCAUCGAGAACGCUCUUGAGGCUCUUUCGCAAGAGAUGAAGGAGAAGCUCCAGAUCACCAUGGAGUCUGAGGGCAAGGCUGAGGUGCCCGUUGAGGAGAUUGCUGCUGGCAAGGUCGAGAUUGACACUUCCAUUGUCAAGUUCGAGAAGCAAAAGAAGACCAUCACCUUCCGCGAGUUCGUGCCCAACGUUAUCGAGCCUUCCUUCGGUAUUGGUCGCAUUCUCUACUCUCUCAUGGAGCACAGCUACUGGACUCGUGAGAACGAUGAGGCUCGUUCCGUUCUUUCCUUCUCGCCUGUCGUUGCUCCUAUCAAGGUCCUCGUCUGCCCUCUUCAGAAGGACCCCAAAUUCACUCCUCUGAUUGCUAAGCUUGAGGAGGCUCUUGACAAUAAGUCUAUUUCCUUCAAGAUUGACCAGACUGGUGUUAGUAUCGGCAAGCGCUACUCUCGUAACGACGAGCUCGGUAUUCCUUUCGGUAUUACCAUCGACUACGAAGCCCUUGACGACGGCAGCCUUACUCUCAGAGACCGUGACUCGACCAAGCAAGUGCGCGCUAGCCAGGCUGACAUCAUCAAGGCAGUUAGCCGUAUGGUGAAGGGCAAGGAAACUUGGGCUGAUGUCGUUGCUCGCCUACCAGCCUAUGAGGGCCAGAAGGAGGCUGCCGAGUAG